AUGAGGAUGGCCGCGGUCAGCCUCGACUUCAGUGCACACAGUCUCAGUCCCCCAGUCGUGAAAGCUAUUGAUGAAGGGCAGUACACGGCCGACCAGAUCAAAACAUUGAUAAAGCAAAAGGAGAAAGUCAGUGAUAUCAUUUUAGGUGCGGCUGGUCGACCUCCUACUUCAUCGACUUCAACCACCACAUCGUCUUCGUCCGAAGGUACAUUCUCGAUCUUACCUCAGAGUACCACUUUCUCAACAAACUCAACCGCUUCCCUCGACGAAGAGAUCAAGGCAGCUUAUGACUGGAAAGAAUUACAGAAAGUGUGGAUGUCACAGCCGGCAAUGCCUCCUCCCGAUUGCCAGUACAAGGCACCUGUAUCAGGCACGCCUGAACCACCUGGUGGCCCGACGCUCCCGACGCUCCCGACGGACCAAAUUUGUGACUUCAAAGUCUGUCCCAACUGCCGCCCAACCUACCGCGAGCGCGCCUACCAGUCUCUUGACCACAUAUUGAGUGAUCCAGUACGGCUUCCACCAAUAUGGGAGCUUGAGAAUCGCAGAGUCUCUGAUGCUCGAAUCGUUGCACAAAUUGGACAGCCGGCACUUUCUCGAUUCUAUACUGUAGCCACUGCUGGCUCAUUCCGAUCAGAUAAGACCGUACUCGAGAUGGGCGGUGGACGUGAGGAUGCGUCAACACCAAGCCCACAAAUUGAUGAGAAUCAUUCUGUGCGUAGGCGAAGUGGUUUCCGGGACACCGUCAGGAAGGCUCUGGCAAGAGCUAAGCUUGAAGAUCUUCCGCCUCUACCGUCCACCAGUGACCCUGGACCUGGCCAGGACUCUAAUGUGGACAGAUCGCGACCAUCUCGCUCUCUUAUCUUCAGACGCGGGAGAUCCCGUCCCACCUUAUCCUUUGUCGAAGCACAUGGUCGAGUUGUCGACACCAGUUCACUGCAAGAUUCGGUCAUGUUGAUGUUGGCAACCAAUACUCCUUUGCCACAUACACCAACGAUCAGCAGCCAUCAGCUGAGCCAGUUGAUAGAACAACGCAGUGAGCCGAGCAACCUUGCGACUACGUUGCGGUCUCUGGGUCUUCUCACCCAUGUGUAA
Capronia coronata CBS 617.96 is the source of this 1095-nucleotide messenger RNA. RefSeq lists its product as uncharacterized. The record is from RefSeq and is a predicted model, not a curated record. The transcript has a single exon. The coding region runs from base 1 to 1095 and encodes 364 amino acids. NCBI's taxonomy places the organism in Eukaryota, Fungi, Ascomycota, Eurotiomycetes, Chaetothyriales, Herpotrichiellaceae.